Molecule: messenger RNA, 1935 nt
Organism: Thalassophryne amazonica
Lineage: Eukaryota; Metazoa; Chordata; Actinopteri; Batrachoidiformes; Batrachoididae
Gene: hebp2
Product: heme binding protein 2
Exons: 4
Coding region: 178-759 (193 amino acids)
Cellular component (GO): cytoplasm
Source: RefSeq, a predicted model, not a curated record
UGCCAAAACAAUCCCACCCACAGCACGCGGCGGUGGUGUGACAUUUUAUCGUUUUACACGCAAGAAAAAUACCAAAAUCGCGCAGACGGUCAUAUGUUCGCGUAAUUGCCGAUAAAACCGAAUUCGUGUUUUGUAGCGUUGAUUUUCGUGGUUUGUGAUUGUUUACGCCGCCGAGCGAUGUUUAAAACUUUGCAACAAGCUCUUUUUUCCACCGGAUUACAGACACCAAAGUUCACAGAACAAGACAAAGAGCAGGGUGUUGACUAUGAGAUCCGCACCUACUACGACACCAAGUGGGUGAGCACCUCUCUGGGUGGGAUGGAGUGUGACGCGGCGCUGCGCACGGGCUUCCGUCGCCUCUUCAGCUACAUUCAAGGCAGCAAUCAAAAGAAGGUGAAAGUGGAGAUGACGGCUCCUGUGACGUGCCGGGUGGAACCUGGAGCCGGUCCCGCCUGUGAGACUCUGUUCACGGUGUCGUUCUUCAUCCCAGAGGAGCAUCAGGCUGAUCCCCCAGAGCCCAGUGACCCUGAAGUGUUUGUGGAGCUCAGGAAGGAGUUCACAGUCUAUGUCCGGACUUACGGCGGAUUCUCCAAUGAUGAGAUGAAGCGUGAAGAGCUCCAGAAGCUUCUGGCCAGCCUGCAGAGGGACAAGGUGCCACACGUAGGUGAGCCGUACUACACAGCCGGCUACGACAGCCCCUUCAAAAUGAUCAACCGCAGGAACGAGGUCUGGAUCCUCAAGGAACCGCCGCAGCAGUAACAAAUCCAGAGGUCACAACGAGGGGCGCACCCUUCCAGGAAAAUGUCUUAUUGUGAUUAUUGUGGAAAAUUUUGCGAUUGUGAUGUGAUAAAUGUAUGGCCUUGUAAUACUGCGGCUAGGUCCAAAAGUAUUUGGACAGCAACCCACGCUUUAUUUUGCAUCUAUACACCACCACAAGGUUGUAGUAUCAAUUUUUACCUUUAAUUUGAGGGACUGAACAAAAAUAUCACAUGAACCAUUGAGGCAUCAUUGUCACUUUUAUUUUCAGAGCCUAUAAAAUAAUUAGACAAACUGACUAUUUUAACACAAAUCAACACAUUUUCAGGCAGUUUAAUAUUUUCAGGUCAUUGAAUGUGUCUUAGUGUCGAGAUAAAUUCAAGAAUUCUUGUUACAUGUGUCACCGAGUUCUGAAACAAGCUGUGUCAGGCCUAAAUUAUGUUUAUAGCAGGAUAAUAAAACUAUGUGAUGGUGGAAAUAUUUAACAUUAAUCCUCAAACACAAGCAAAUACAAGACAAAUUAUCCACAACAUGACCCCUUUAAUAAUAAUCUUACUGUGAGCCACAUUUAAAUCGGUACUUUUAUUUUAUUUUAUUUUUUUUCCAGUUCUCCUCUGUGGAAGUUAAAACCUGAAUUUAAAAAUAUAAAAAGGAUUUAUAUAGUUUUUUUCUGACAGGUUUACAUGUUUUAACAUAUAACUUCAUCGUUAAAGUGUUUGAGCCGUUUCAGUAAAAAAAAAAAGUUUGCAUUUUAGCGUGCACUCAGCGCAGUCUGUGAUUUAUUUAAAUCACACCUUUUGCCACAAUUAAUUGUGCAUCACAAGUUACAACACACUCGAUCAGGAAAAUACGUCACACUUAUCAAAGUUUAACAAAGCAGCAUUUAUUGAAAUCCAGCAGGAGAAACCUGCUGCUGUUCUGUUUAACCACAUAGAAUAGAACAAACCUGAUCAUAGUUCAGUUAGGAGCAGGGUUACGACCAAAAAACUGCUUCUAGUGACAUUUGCGAACAAAGUCGGUUAUAUUUUUAAAAUAUGUCGACAUAUGCUGAAUGUUUUGUUCAAUGUUUGUUUGGUUUGGCUGCUGCUGACAGAGAUGUGGUGCAAAACAAACAGACAAAAAUCUGGCAAAUGUCUAAAGGUCAGAAUGAAAGCUGAAGGUCAAAUAUUCAGGAUCCAA